Molecule: messenger RNA, 2961 nt
Organism: Chionomys nivalis (European snow vole)
Lineage: Eukaryota; Metazoa; Chordata; Mammalia; Rodentia; Cricetidae
Gene: Usp16
Product: ubiquitin specific peptidase 16
Exons: 18
Coding region: 196-2706 (836 amino acids)
Biological process (GO): regulation of gene expression; regulation of cell cycle
Cellular component (GO): cytosol; nucleus
Molecular function (GO): cysteine-type endopeptidase activity; cysteine-type deubiquitinase activity; zinc ion binding
Source: RefSeq, a predicted model, not a curated record
UUCCGGAAGCCGCCGGUCCUGUAGCGUGACUGGCUCGGUGGGGUAGCUCCCUCUUCGUCACCAGGAGGAAGCGGAGCUGGCAGCCGGCUCCCGGCCCGUCGCCGAAGGCAGUUAUGGGCGCCGUGCUCCCGGCCGGGCUUAUCUUGUUCUCUAGAUUGUAAUUUUGUGUCAGUGAGCCAUCCAUGAAGUGCCAACAUGGGAAAGAAACGAACAAAAGGGAAAAAUGUUCCAGCUAAGUCUUGCUCAGAAUCUGCAGAAACAAUGUGCAGACACCUUAGAAAAGGGUUGGAACAAGGUAAUUUGAAGAAAGCUUUAGUGAAUGUGGAGUGGAAUAUCUGCCAAGACUGUAAGACUGACAAUAAAGUGAAAGAUAAGCCCGAGGAAGAAGCGGAAGACCCUUCAGUUUGGCUGUGUCUUAAAUGUGGCCACCAGGGCUGUGGCAGAGAUUCUCAGGAGCAGCAUGCCUUGAAGCACUACUCGACACCAAGAUCUGAGCCUCACUAUCUGGUGCUUAGUUUGGACAACUGGAGUGUCUGGUGCUACAAGUGUGACGAGGAAGUCAAAUACUGUAGUUCAAACCGGCUGGGCCAAGUGGUCGAUUUUGUUAGAAAACAAGCUGGCACUACAACUCGAAAACAAGCAGAGAAAGAUAAUGGACACAUUGAACUUGAAAAUAAAAAGUUGGAAAAAGAGAGUAAAAAUGAACAAGAGCGAGAGAAAUCGGAAAACAUGGUUAAAGAAAAUGUUCCAGUGGACUCUGCUUCCCAGAUAACCAUGAAAGGACUCAGUAAUUUGGGAAAUACUUGUUUCUUCAAUGCUGUUAUGCAGAAUUUGUCCCAAACACCAGUGCUUAGAGAACUACUAAAAGAAGUGAAAAUGUCUGGAACAAUUGUGAAAAUAGAGCCACCCGACCUGGCACUUACGGAACCUUUAGAAGUAAACCUCGAGCCUCCAGGACCUCUUACUUUAGCUAUGAGCCAGUUUCUUAAUGAGAUGCAAGAGAACAAAAAGCGAAUUGUAACGCCUAAAGAGCUCUUUUCUCAGGUCUGUAAAAAAGCAACACGUUUUACAGGGUGCCAGCAACAAGACAGCCAGGAGCUACUUCGCUACUUACUGGAUGGCAUGAGAGCGGAAGAACACCAAAGAGUGAGUAAAGGAAUUCUUAAAGCAUUUGGUAAUUCUACUGAAAAAUUGGAUGAAGAAGUAAAAAAUAAAGUUAAAGACUAUGAAAAGAAAAAGACAAUCCCAAGUUUUGUGGACCGCAUCUUUGGUGGCGAACUGACGAGUACAAUCAUGUGUGACGAAUGCAGGACUGUCUCCUUGGUGCAUGAAUCUUUCCUUGAUUUGUCUCUCCCAGUUUUAGAUGAUCAGAGUGGUAAGAAAAACACAAAUGAUAAAGAUGUGAAAAAGACGAUGGAGGAAGAAGAUAAAGAUAGUGAGGAAGAGAAAGAUGACAGCUACAUGAAAACGAGAAGUGAUACGCCUUCAGGAACCAGCAAGCACAUACAGAAAAAAGCAAAGAAGCAAGCUAAAAAGCAAGCCAAGAACCAACGAAGGCAACAAAAAAUUCAAGAAAAAGUUCUUCACUUAAAUGAUAUCUGUACCACUGACCAUACUGAAGACAAUGAACACGAAGCCGAAAUGUCAGUUUCGGGAGAAGUGGAAGUGGAUAUUGAGUCCAACCAUGGUUCUCAAGAGGAGGUUUUACAUACAGAACUUUAUGUUAAUGAGAAAGAUUUCAAUGGCCAAGAGAAAAUGAUAGAAAGUACAACUGACAGUGCAACUGACAGUCAGCAAUGUCCGGAGGCACUAGGUCUGAAAAGUGUCAACACUGAGUGUGAUCUGGGGAUUUCGACAUCUGCUCCUGAAUGUACUAGGGUUUUAAAUGAUGCCUUUCUAGAGGAAAGGACCAAUGGAGAACUUGACAUUACCAGUGGUUUAAAAAACCUUAAUUUGAAUGCUGCUAUUCAUCCUGAUGAAAUAAAUAUAGAGAUUCUGAAUGACAGUCAUUCUUCUGUGACAAAGAUGUAUGAGGUCAUGAAUGAGGACCCAGAAACUGCCUUCUGCACCCUUGCCAACCGGGAAGCUUUCAAUGCUGAUGAGUGUUCAAUCCAGCAUUGCUUGUAUCAGUUCACCCGUAAUGAGAAGCUUCAAGAUGCAAAUAAACUGCUUUGUGAAGUAUGCACAAGACGGCAGGGUCGUGGACCAAAGACAAAUAUAAAAGCAUCUCUCGUUUCUGUAGGUGAGAGGAAACAUGUUUACACCAAUGCGAAGAAGCAGAUGCUGGUUUCCCUUGCUCCUCCAGUCCUCACUCUCCAUUUGAAGAGAUUUCAGCAGGCUGGUUUUAACCUACGCAAAGUUAACAAACACAUAAAGUUCCCGGAAAUCUUAGAUUUGGCUCCUUUUUGUACUCUUAAAUGUAAGAAUGUUGCUGAAGAAAGUACAAGAGUACUGUAUUCCUUAUAUGGAGUUGUUGAACACAGUGGUACUAUGAGGUCAGGGCAUUACACUGCCUACACCAAGGCAAGAACUGCAAGUAGUCGUCUUUCUAAUCUUGUUCUUCAUGGUGACAUUCCACAAGACUGUGAAAUGGAAUCAACUAAAGGGCAGUGGUUUCACAUCAGCGACACAUUUGUGCAAGCUGUGCCUGUAGCCAAAGUACUAAACUCACAAGCGUAUCUCCUAUUUUAUGAGAGAAUACUGUAAUAACAAAAGUGCUUUCUCCGAAAUACAUCUAUGGCUUUUAUAUUGGCUACAUAACAAAGAUAACAAUAAAAAGUUAAACUAUAAAUUAUGUUCACAUAAGUAAACGACAGUUUAUUUAAAUACCUAUUCAUAAGUUUUUGUAUUGUCAUACUGAUUUUUAUUGUCUUAUCAAAGGAAAUUUGAAAUACUAAAAUCCUGUUUUUAAUCUGAUUGGGUGGUAGUUUUCGACACAUCAAUAAAAUGAUUUUUAAGUUA